Molecule: messenger RNA, 3243 nt
Organism: Aricia agestis (brown argus)
Lineage: Eukaryota; Metazoa; Arthropoda; Insecta; Lepidoptera; Lycaenidae
Product: coatomer subunit gamma-like
Exons: 2
Coding region: 126-2717 (863 amino acids)
Biological process (GO): endoplasmic reticulum to Golgi vesicle-mediated transport; intracellular protein transport; organelle transport along microtubule
Cellular component (GO): Golgi membrane; COPI vesicle coat; endoplasmic reticulum-Golgi intermediate compartment
Molecular function (GO): structural molecule activity
Source: RefSeq, a predicted model, not a curated record
UAUCACUGACGUGUAACUUGGUAAAUUUUGUACGGUACUAUCGACUAUCGAGCCAAACAUAAAAAUCGAAACUGUAUUCGUCGGCACCUCAUAAUCUUCUCUUAUUACCGAGAAAAGGUCUGAAGAUGAGCUCGUUUAAGCGAGAUAAAAAGGAAGAGGAGGAUAGUAGUGGUAAUCCUUACCAAAACAUGGAUAAAACAAUUAUUUUACAAGAAACAAGGUACUUUAACGCUACCCCUGUUAACCCUCGAAAAUGUUCGCAUAUUUUAUCAAAAAUCCUGUACUUAUUAAAUCAAGGCGAGAAAUUAAAUACACAAGAAGCAACGGAUGCGUUUUUUGCCACAACUAAACUGUUUCAAUCCAAAGAUGUUAUGCUUCGCCGAAUGGUUUAUCUCUGCAUUAAGGAGUUGAGUAAACUAGCUCAAGAUGUGAUAAUAGUUACAUCCUCACUGACUAAGGACAUGACUGGAAAAGAGGAUUUAUACAGAGCUGCAGCCAUAAGGGCUCUCUGUAGUAUCACAGACAGCACAAUGCUGCAAGCUAUUGAAAGAUACAUGAAGCAGGCUAUUGUUGACAAAAACCCUGCUGUUAGUUCGGCGGCAUUAGUUUCUGCACUGCAUUUGUCGUCUACUGCACCUGAUCUUGUUAAACGCUGGGCAAAUGAGGCCCAGGAAGCCAUCAAUUCUGACAAUGCUAUGGUAUCAUACCAUGCUCUAGGUAUUGUCGCUGCCACUCGCAAGAAUGACAAGCUAUCCACUGUAAAAAUGGUAACCAGAUUGGCUAAAUCCCCUCUAAAAUCACCAUAUGCACUCUGCCUUUUAAUCCGUUUAGCAGCACAGCUCGCAGAAGAUGAUGACACUGAUGCUGCUCAGCCUUAUAUAGAGUUUAUUGAAUGCUGUCUUCGUCACAAAUCUGAAAUGGUGAUAUACGAGGCGGCUCAUGCUAUUGUUAAUCUUCGAAAAACUGCUAGAGAUCUAGCUCCCGCUAUUUCAGUAUUGCAAUUGUUCUGUGGAUCUUCUAAGGCGACAUUAAGACUCGCCGGUGCCAGGACUCUAGCAAGGCUAACAGCCAAACAUAAUACAUCAGUUGCUGCUUGUGCAGUAGAUUUAGAAAAUCUUAUCUCUGAUCCCAAUAGAUCAGUAGCAACGCUCGCCGUAACUACGCUAUUAGCGACCGGGGCCGAGAGUUCAGUGGACAGACUCAUGAAGCAAAUAUCUAGCUUCGUGUCUGAAAUAUCUGACGAAUUUAAAAUUAUUGUCGUCAAGGCAAUCAGAAGGCUAUGCACAAAAUUUCCACGAAAGCAUCAAGCAUUAGCGGCGUUUCUUGCUGGUAUGUUGAGAGAUGAAGGGGGGUUGGAAUAUAAAGCUGCAAUCGCUGACGCUAUUAUAGCUUUGGUCGAGGAAAAUCCGGAAGCGAAAGAAACGGGUUUAGCUCACCUUUGUGAGUUCAUCGAAGACUGUGAGCAUACAGCUUUAGCUGUUCGUAUUUUGCAUUUACUGGGCCGCGAAGGUCCGAAAUCACGUCAACCGUCGAGAUACAUAAGAUUCAUCUACAACAGAGUUAUACUAGAGUCCGGGCCAGUCCGAGCAGCUGCAGUGUCGGCUGUUGCACAAUUUGGCGCUCAGCGACCAGAAUUGCUUCCAAAUAUUCGCGUUCUCCUCGCGCGUUGCGAGCUAGACGACGAAGAUGAAGUGAGGGAUCGCGCUAUCCUGUACAGUGCCAUACUCGAUUCGGGAGAUCCGCAGCUGAUUAACGACUACAUUAUAAAUGUCCCGAAACCGAAUAUGGCUCUGCUCGAAAAAGCUUUGCGCGACCAUAUCGCCAUCAACCCCGAGGAGCCGUUCGAUCUCAACACCGUACCGACCGAGGAAGUGAAAGACACCAAGGAGGACGUAGCAGAGAUUGAAGUGCGUAAGCCUAAACAACUUUCGAUCGAGGAGAUAUACUCCGAGCAGCUGGCUAAGAUACCAGGAAUCGAGCGCCUCGGGCCUAUAUUUAAAACUAACCUGCCAAUAGAGUUAACGGAAGCCGAAACAGAGUACAGAGUGCGGCUCCUGAAACACAUUUACGCCCGAUACGUGGUGCUGCAGUUUGAGUGCAUAAACACUUUAAGUGACCAAAUUUUGGAGCAGGUGCAUGUUAAAUUAGAUAUUCCUCCAGAAUACGAGAUCAAAACAAUCCUACCGUGCCAGAAACUAGCUUACGACAAACCGGACAGCGUCUUUAUAAUCGUCGAGUACCCUUGCGCUUUUCUCGACUCCUUGGGUUCCUUCGGGGCGACACUAGAGUUUGUCGUUCACGAUUGCGAUCCGACCAACGGCGAGCCAGACCCGGGAGAGGGAUACGCGGACUCCUAUCCUCUGGAAGAAUUUUUCAUGGCAUGCUCCGAUCAAAUCAGGGCUAGAGCUGGGGGAGACGACUGGCAGCAGACCUGGGACAGGGCGGCGAACGCGCCGGAAGCGAGUGAUACCUUCGUGCUGCCCCAGAACGAUAUCAAUGAGGCCGCUAAGGCAGUAUGCGAGCACCUAGGGCUGCCAAAAUCGGCCAUAACAGGAGAUUCCGUCAAGGAAAUAAGAGGAGGAGGAAUAUUUAGGGGUGGUGCCCCUGUUCUAGUCCGUGCCAGGCUAGCGCCGAGUAACGUCGGGGUCACUAUGAACUUAAUGGCUCGCUCGCCGAGAGAAGACGUGGCCCAGCUGUUGCUGGCUGCAAUUGGUUAAAAUGUUAUUAUAUGAAACUGCUGCAGUAAUAAGUAUGUUAUGAAUAUCAAUUAUCAACAUAAAAUAUGUAUUACAUACCCAGUAUUCUCCUGUAUUGUAGAUGUCCUACAAGACAGUCGAUGAGGCUGUUUGAAAAGAGCAAUAGUGCAUAUUGUGUCAAACAUCAAAGGCGUCGUUCCACUGCAAGUAAAUUACGCCGUGGUAUUAUUACUGUGUAGUUUACCUAUAUACUGCAAUGUAUUUUUACUUUUUAUUGAGCAUUUUGGGCGAACAUUAAGCUUAAAGACGUUCUUUGCCCAAAAUUGCUAUUGAAACGCAUUUCAUAUUCUGGCUUAAGACUUUCAUAAUAUAAUUAUUUCUUAUAAAAGUAAUAAUUAAUUCACAAUAUUACUAAUCUAUUCAGUGUUGGGUUAGUAGAGAUUUAAAAUAUGUGGAGUGUGAGUAAACAUUAUUCUCGCCACUUAAAAAAGUGGAUAUGUAAUGAUAAUAUUAUAUUCCAAUAAAAUAAAUAGUAAAUUCCAAUUGA